UUUCACGAGGUAACUCUUUGGCUAAAUAUUUCUCGAUUUCUACAGGAACACUCGACAGAGUAGAAAUGGCAGAAUCCGACUGGGACUCAGUAACUUACUUGCGAAAGAAAACACCUAGAGCGGCAGAACUGAAAUCUAAACAGGCUGUUGCACAAGCACAAAGACAUGGUGGCCAGGUGGAAACAUCACAAAAAUUUGGUGCUGCUUCAAACAAGCAGCAUUCAGCAAAUAAGGAUUCUGCUAAACUGGACAGAGAAACAGAGGAGCUACAUCAUGAGAAAGUUUCUGAUGUGGGAAAGCUCAUUCAACAGUCAAGAAUGGGGAAGAAAUUAACACAGAAGGACUUAGCAACAAAAAUCAACGAGAAGCCUCAAGUCAUUAUGGACUAUGGCCUG
Messenger RNA from Pocillopora verrucosa, 395 nucleotides. The record is from RefSeq and is a predicted model, not a curated record. Lineage: Eukaryota; Metazoa; Cnidaria; Anthozoa; Scleractinia; Pocilloporidae.